AUGGCGUGGGAUCCACCCCUGCAGCAUCCUCCCUCCUGGGUGAGGUCUUCCUCCGUCUUCUUGUCCUGCUCGAGAGCUGCCGUGGCACAAUUCAUCGAGGCCACCACAGAACCCCCCAAAAAGAAACCGGACCCUGUCACUUCGGAGACGGUGGUGAUCUGGGGGCUUCGCCUCUGGCAGGUGAUUGGUAUCUUUGCCAUCUUUGUCCUGGCAGUCAUUAUCACGCUCUGCUGUAUCUUCAAGUGCCGAAUUCCCCGGACAAAGAAAGAGAUUGAGGCACGAUAUGCUCAACGGCAAGCAGCCAAGACGUAUGCAGACAAACUGGACACUGUGCCACCGCUCAACGAGCUGACAGAGAUCCCUGGAGAGGAUAAAAAAAAAAAAAAAAAAAAAAAAAAGCAGACUGCGUCUGUGCUGGUGGAGGCAGUAGCUGUCCUCAGCUCCUCAUCCCUUCAGGAAAGGCAGCAGAUGAGAGGAGCCCAGUGGGACGAAGGAGAUGUGAAGAUGCUCAGCGUGUUGCAGCAGAAACUCAGGAUCUCAGGGGAGCUGGGCUGA
Molecule: messenger RNA, 555 nt
Organism: Pterocles gutturalis (yellow-throated sandgrouse)
Lineage: Eukaryota; Metazoa; Chordata; Aves; Pterocliformes; Pteroclidae
Gene: TMIE
Product: transmembrane inner ear
Exons: 5
Coding region: 1-555 (184 amino acids)
Source: RefSeq, a predicted model, not a curated record